CAAGCAAAUAGCGCCGGACGCGCUAACGCAGAUUCAACCGUGUUGUUCCUUCGAAGAACAGGUGAGCCUCAUUCGAGAAAGGCUGGCGGAGCUCUGUGAAGGAUAGAUGAAAUCAGCACAAAUGCUUAACGGCAUUUCCGGUUUGUAUUUGAUAUUGUGCUUCUUUUCUUAUUCUUUGGUUCGCUUUCAGUGCCGGGUAACAAAAUGCGUGAAAAUUGCUCUACUGUACUUGAAGGUACGAGAACAUGUGUUUUCAUGGUUUGGCCAGGAUGAAAAGAACAAGAGGCAGCAAGUGGGAAAUGGACGCUCGCUUUGGGAAGAAAUCCAAGGUGUGCGAUGGCAGCAGUGAGUCCAAGCUCCAUUGCGGCAAGACAUCCGACGAGUUGGAGAAAGAGGCUUCCGACGAGUCGAAGACAAAGAGAAGGGAGGAUGCUUGCCAUAGGAAUGCUCACGACAGCAAGAGUGAAUGCAAGGUCUAUUGCGGCAACGAGUUGGAGAAAGAGGCGGGCGAGUUGCAGAUGAGAAGGGAAAUGGAAGCUUGUCAUUGGAAGAAAUCCAAAGCAGGUGAUGACAGGAGUGAGUCCGGCAAGACAUCUUACGAGUUGGAGAAAGAGGGAAAUGGAUGCUUGCUAUAGAAAGAAAUUCAAAGCGCCCGACGACAGGAGUGAGUCCGGCAAGACAUGUAAUGAGUUGCAGGAAGAGGUGGCAGCCCAUCACCGCAAGAUAUCUCAGCAGCAAGAGUUUGAGCAGGAGGUGGUUGACCAUUGCAACAGGGGUGGCAAAGAUCUCAACAAGAGGUAACUCAUAAGUGAGAGAAAGAAAGAUAAAAGAUUAGGAAAUUUAGAAGUUUUCACUAUGGGUUACUUUUUGUUGGGAUUCUUUUUGUUUAUUGGGUGUUUUGUUGUAAUGGUUAGCUACUUGAAAAUAUAAUUUGUGAGUGCUUGGAAUA
Molecule: messenger RNA, 949 nt
Organism: Selaginella moellendorffii
Lineage: Eukaryota; Viridiplantae; Streptophyta; Lycopodiopsida; Selaginellales; Selaginellaceae
Exons: 8
Coding region: 246-635 (129 amino acids)
Source: RefSeq, a predicted model, not a curated record